CAGGGCCGGCCCCGCGGCGAGGGCCAGGGCCGAGAGUUCCCCGACCGUCGUGCGGUACAGGCUCGACGACUUCGUGGCCGUCGGUGAUGGGCUCGGCGGGGGCUCCUUCGGACAGGUGGCGAAGGUGGUCAACAAGAAGAGCGGAGACGUGUUCGCGAUGAAGACCAUACUGAAGAGGAAGAUCGAGGAGUACCAGCUGGCGGACCAACUGGCUCGGGAGGUCAAGACUCAGCUGCGGUUGAAGCACCCGUGCAUACUCGCCCUCCAUUACUACUUCGAGGACCAGGACAAUGUGCACAUGCUGCUGGAGUACGCUCGCGGCGGCUCCCUCUUCCAUCUGCUCCGUAGGCGAGGCUGCCUGGAGCAGAAGCAGGCCGCGAGGUACUUCGUGCACGUCGCCAGCGCGCUCGACCACCUCCACCAGAAGGGGGUCAUCCAUCGCGACCUCAAGCCCGAAAACAUCCUCAUGUGCGAAGG
Molecule: messenger RNA, 477 nt
Organism: Prorocentrum cordatum
Lineage: Eukaryota; Dinophyceae; Prorocentrales; Prorocentraceae
Source: the annotation of a GenBank genome assembly